Messenger RNA from Odobenus rosmarus divergens (Pacific walrus), 7621 nucleotides. It is a transcript of the gene RALGAPA1, whose product is annotated as Ral GTPase activating protein, alpha subunit 1 (catalytic). Gene Ontology annotation, cellular component: nucleus; cytoplasm. The record is from RefSeq and is a predicted model, not a curated record. Gene Ontology annotation, biological process: positive regulation of GTPase activity; regulation of small GTPase mediated signal transduction. The transcript is spliced from 42 exons. The coding region runs from base 1 to 6399 and encodes 2132 amino acids. Gene Ontology annotation, molecular function: GTPase activator activity. Lineage: Eukaryota; Metazoa; Chordata; Mammalia; Carnivora; Odobenidae.
AUGUUCUCCAAGAAGCCGCACGGGGACGUGAAGAAGUCUACCCAGAAGGUGCUGGAUACCAAGAAGGACGCGCUGACCCGUCUCAAGCACCUGCGCAUCGUCAUCGAGAAUGCAGAGUCUAUUGAUCUUAAACAGUUUUUUGACCAACAUUUUUCACAUAUAUAUUACGUGUUCUUUGAGAAUUUUGUGACUAUUGAAGCUAGUCUUAAACAGAAAGGUCACAAGUCUCAGAGGGAGGAAUUGGAUGCUAUACUUUUUAUUUUUGAGAAAAUUUUACAACUUCUUCCAGAGAGAAUUCAUCAGCGAUGGCAGUUUCAUAGUAUUGGAUUAAUUUUGAAGAAACUACUCCACACAGGAAACUCCUUGAAGAUCAGACGGGAAGGUGUUCGUCUUUUCUUAUUAUGGUUGCAAGCUCUUCAGAAUAACUGUAGCAAAGAACAGCUUUGGAUGUUUUCAUGCUUAAUUCCCGGAUUUUCAGCACUACAAUCUGAACAUGGACCUCGAACUUUAGAUAAUCUUAUUAAUCCUCCACUCAACCUUCAAGAAACUCAAGUUACUAUAGAGGAAAUCACUCCUCUUGUCCCUCCACAAUCAGGAGACAAAGGACAAGAAGAUCUCACAAGCUAUUUUCUUGAAGCACUUUUAAAAUACAUAGUAAUUCAGGUAAAAAGUUUAGAAUGGAAGAACAAAGAAAACCAAGAAAGGGGAUUUUCUUUUUUGUUUUCACAUUUUAAGAAAUAUUACUUGCCUUAUAUUUUCCCAAACAUCUGCAAGGAGAAUAGUUUAUAUCAUCCUGUACUUGAUAUCCCACAGGUGAGACCAAAGCCACAUUAUGUUAUGAUAAAGAAGGAUGCCGAAACCAAUGAAGCAAUCUAUUGUACAAAAGAACCUUUCAUUAAGGCUCGUGUUAUUGUCAUUCGUUGGCUGGUUUCUUUCUGGCUUGAGCCAAAGCCCCAUACAGGACCUCAUAUUCCUGGGAUGGAAGGUGAAGUCUUGCCAAAGAAUAUUCAGAGAGCAGCUGCUAGUUUGGUAUCCAGAGAAGAAAACAAAAAUGAUAAUGCUGAUAAAGCAGAUAGAACUACAGAACCAGAACAGUCUCAUUCCAAUACAAGCACUCUCACGGAGCGAGAACCUAGCUCAUCCAGUCUCUGCACUAUUGAUGAGGAACAUCUCACAGACAUUGAAAUAGUUCGCAGAGUUUUUUCUUCUAAAAGAAGUAAUGUAAACUUUGUCACAGAGAUAUUUCGUCAGGCAUUUUUAUUACCAAUUUGUGAAGCAGCAGCUAUGAGAAGAGUGGUAAAAGUGUAUCAAGAAUGGAUCCAGCAAGAAGAAAAACCUUUGUUUAUGCAAGAACCAGAAGAAAUUGUGAUCUCUUCUUCGGACUUACCUUGUAUUGACAAUGUCACAGACCAUGUUAUUUCAAUGGAAGAAGGAGAAAAGAGAGAAGAGGAAAGUGGGACUGAUAUUGCUGAUCAUGUUCGAAAUUCCACUUGGGCAAAAAAUGGCACCUACCAAGAUGUUCUUCAUAACGCCUCUGAGGAAGUCACAGAACAAAACAUACGAGCUGGUACCCAGGCAGUUUUGCAGGUGUUUAUUAUAAACUCAUCAAACAUAUUUCUUCUUGAACCUGCAAAUGAAAUUAAAAAUCUUCUGGAUGAGCACACAGAUAUGUGUAAACGCAUUCUUAAUAUUUAUCGGUUCAUGGUUGUACAAGUUUCAAUGGACAAAAAGACUUGGGAACAGAUGCUGCUUGUGUUGCUCAGAGUCACGGAGUCUGUACUGAAGAUGCCAUCACAAGCUUUUCUACAGUUCCAGGGGAAAAAAAAUAUGACCUUGGCAGGUCGACUUGCAGGACCACUUUUCCAGACUCUUAUCGUUGCCUGGAUCAAAGCAAAUCUUAAUGUGUACAUCUCUCGAGAACUAUGGGAUGACUUACUGUCAGUAUUAUCGUCAUUGACCUAUUGGGAAGAGUUAGCCACUGAGUGGUCGCUGACUAUGGAAACUCUAACUAAAGUUUUAGCUAGAAAUUUAUAUAGUUUGGAUCUUAGUGAUUUGCCAUUGGAUAAGCUGAGUGAACAGAAGCAAAAAAAGCACAAAGGGAAAGGAGUUGGACAUGAAUUUCAGAAAGUUUCAGUUGACAAGUCAUUUUCUAGAGGAUGGAGUCGUGAUCAGCCUGGCCAAGCCCCAAUGAGGCAGAGAAGUGCAACAACCACUGGUUCCCCAGGAACCGAAAAGGCAAGGAGUAUAGUACGGCAAAAAACCGUUGCCAUGAGAAGCCGAUCCAUUGGUGAAUGUGCUCUGCCAUCGGCCUAUAUACGCAGUGCUAAAAGUGCUCCUGUUCUGAUCCAUACUUCCAAACCCUUCUUGCCUGAUAUUGUUCUCACUCCCCUUUCUGAUGAGCUUUCAGAUAUUGAUGAUGCUCAAAUACUUCCCCGCCCAACUAGAGUCAGACAUUUUUCACAAAGUGAGGACACUGGAAAUGAAGUUUUUGGUGCUUUGAAUGAGGAGCCGCCAUUGCCUCGAAGUAGCAGCACUUCUGACAUCUUGGAACCAUUCACUGUUGAACGAGCCAAAGUCAAUAAAGAGGACAUGAGCCCAAAACUGCCCCCUCUUAAUAGUGAUAUUGGCAGCAGCAAUGCUAAUGUUCCUGAUCUGAUGGAUGAGUUUAUAGCAGAACGACUUCGAAGUGGUAAUGCCUCAACUAUGACAAGAAGAGGAAGUAGUCCAGGCAGUCUUGAAAUUCCCAAAGACCUCCCCGAUAUUCUAAAUAAGCAAAACCAAAUGCGCCCUGUUGAUGACCCAGGUGUGCCCUCUGAAUGGACUUCUCCUGCCAGUGCAGGGAGCAGUGAUCUUAUCAGCUCAGAUAGUCAUUCGGAUUCUUUCAGCGCUUUCCAAUAUGAUGGCCGAAAAUUUGACAAUUUUGGCUUUGGAGCUGAUGCUGGGAUUACAUCCUCUGCUGAUGUGGAUUCAGGUUCUGGUCAUCAUCAGAGUGCUGAAGAACAGGAAGUGGCUAGUCUAACCACACUUCAGAUAGAUUCUGAAACAAGCAGUCUUAAUCAGCAAGCUUUCUCUGCUGAAGUUGCAACGGUUACUGGUUCAGAAAGUGCUUCUCCAGUCCAUUCAGCUCUGGGAUCCAGGUCACAGACACCUUCCCCUUCCACACUGAAUAUAGAUCACAUGGAACAGAAAGAUCUGCAGCUUGAUGAGAAGCUCCACCAUUCUGUUCUUCAGACUCCAGAUGACCUAGAAAUCAGUGAGUUUCCAUCUGAAUGUUGUAGUGUGAUGGCAGGGGGUACACUCACAGGAUGGCAUGCUGAUGUUGCUACUGUAAUGUGGCGAAGAAUGCUAGGCAUUUUGGGAGAUGUCAACGCUAUUAUGGAUCCCGAAAUACAUGCUCAAGUUUUUGAUUACCUCUGUGAACUUUGGCAAAAUCUAGCUAAGAUUAGAGAUAACCUUGGCAUUUCAACUGAUAACCUGACCUCCCCUUCACCACCAGUUUUGAUUCCUCCAUUGAGAAUUCUUACACCUUGGCUCUUCAAGGCAACCAUGUUGACUGAUAAAUAUAAACAAGGUAAAUUACAUGCUUACAAACUUAUCUGUAAUACAAUGAAAAGAAGACAAGAUGUUUCUCCAAACAGGGAUUUUCUAACACAUUUCUACAAUAUAAUGCAUUGUGGAUUACUUCAUAUUGAUCAGGAUAUUGUCAAUACAAUCAUCAAGCACUGCUCACCUCAGUUUUUUUCACUUGGUUUGCCUGGUGCCACAAUGCUUAUUAUGGAUUUUAUUGUAGCAGCUGGUAGAGUGGCUUCUUCGGCUUUUCUCAAUGCACCAAGAGUAGAAGCACAAGUUCUUCUGGGAUCUUUGGUUUGCUUUCCUAACUUAUAUUGUGAACUGCCUGCUCUCCAUCCCAACAUUCCUGAUAUUGCUGUGUCUCAGUUUACAGAUGUUAAGGAACUCAUAAUCAAAACUGUAUUAAGCUCGGCAAGAGAUGAGCCAUCUGGUCCUGCACGAUGUGUAGCAUUGUGCAGUUUAGGUAUUUGGAUUUGUGAAGAACUAGUCCAUGAGUCUCAUCAUCCUCAAAUCAAGGAAGCUCUGAAUGUAAUUUGUGUUUCCUUAAAGUUUACUAAUAAAACAGUAGCCCAUGUAGCUUGUAACAUGCUUCACAUGCUGGUUCAUUACGUACCUAGACUUCAGAUUUACCAACCUGAUUCUCCCUUGAAAAUUAUUCAAAUUCUAAUUGCCACCAUUACCCAUCUUUUGCCAAGUACAGAAGCUUCAUCUUAUGAAAUGGAUAAGAGGUUGGUGGUGUCCUUACUUCUGUGCCUUCUGGACUGGAUUAUGGCCUUACCUCUAAAGACACUGCUCCAACCAGUCCAUGCUACAGGAGCAGAAAAUGAUAAAAUAGAAAAAUCUGUCCUCAAUUGCAUUUAUAAGGUAUUACAUGGGUGUGUUUAUGGAGCUCAGUGUUUUAGCAAUCCAAGGUAUUUUCCAAUGAGCCUCUCUGAUUUGGCAUCUGUAGAUUAUGAUCCUUUUAUGCAUUUGGAAAGUCUGAAAGAGCCUGAACCUCUGCACUCUCCGGAUUCAGAACGAUCUUCUAAGCUUCAGCCAGUGACAGAAGUGAAAACUCAAAUGCAACAAGGAUUAAUAUCUAUAGCCGCCCGCACUGUUAUUACACAUCUGGUAAAUCACUUGGGCCAUUAUCCAAUGAGUGGUGGUCCUGCUAUGUUAACAAGUCAGGUGUGUGAAAAUCAUGACAAUCAUUACAGUGAAAGUACUGAACUUUCUCCUGAACUCUUUGAGAGUCCAAAUAUCCAGUUCUUUGUGUUGAACAAUACAACCUUAGUCUCCUGUAUCCAGAUCAGAUCAGAAGAGAGUAUACCCGGAGGAGGUUUAUCUGCUGGCCUUGCAUCAGCCAAUUCAAAUGUUAGAAUCAUAGUACGUGAUCUCUCCGGAAAAUAUUCAUGGGAUUCUGCCAUCCUGUAUGGACCACCUCCUGUGAGUGGCUUGUCAGAACCUACAUCGCUCGUACUUUCAUUGUCUCGCCAAGAGAAGCCAGAAGAGCCUCCUACAUCUAAUGAAUGCUUAGAAGAUAUAACAGUAAAUGACGGGAUUUCCCUCCAGUUUAAAAGAGGAUUUAGAGAAACUGUACCAACUUGGGAUACCAUAAGAGAUGAAGAAGAUGUUCUUGAUGAGCUUUUGCAGUAUUUAGGUAUAACUAGUCCUGAAUGCUUACAGAGAACUGGAAUUUCACUUAAUAUUCCUGCUCCACAACCUGUGUGCAUUUCUGAAAAACAGGAAAAUGAUGUUAUUAAUGCAAUCCUUAAGCAGCACACAGAGGAAAAAGAAUUUGUUGAGAAACACUUUAAUGACUUAAACAUGAAAGCUGUGGAGCAAGAUGAACCAACACCUCAAAAGCCUCAGUCAGCAUUUUAUUAUUGCAGAUUGCUUCUUAGUAUAUUGGGAAUGAAUUCCUGGGACAAAAGGAGGAGCUUUCAUCUCUUGAAGAAAAAUGAGAAACUACUUAGAGAACUUAGGAACUUGGAUUCAAGACAGUGUCGAGAGACCCACAAGAUCGCAGUAUUUUAUGUUGCUGAAGGACAAGAAGACAAACAUUCCAUUCUCACCAAUACAGGAGGAAGUCAAGCGUAUGAAGAUUUUGUAGCUGGUCUUGGUUGGGAGGUCAAUCUUACAAACCACUGUGGUUUCAUGGGAGGACUACAAAAAAACAAAAGCACUGGAUUGACCACACCAUAUUUUGCUACCUCUACAGUAGAAGUAAUAUUUCAUGUAUCAACAAGAAUGCCUUCUGAUACUGACGACUCUUUGACCAAAAAAUUGAGACAUUUGGGAAAUGAUGAAGUACACAUUGUUUGGUCAGAGCAUACUAGAGACUACAGGAGAGGAAUUAUUCCUACAGAAUUCGGUGAUGUCCUUAUUAUAAUAUAUCCAAUGAAAAAUCACAUGUUCAGUAUUCAGAUAAUGAAAAAACCAGAGGUUCCCUUCUUUGGUCCACUUUUUGAUGGUGCUAUUGUGAAUGGAAAGGUCCUACCCAUUAUGGUUCGAGCAACAGCCAUAAAUGCAAGCCGUGCUCUGAAAUCUCUGAUUCCAUUGUAUCAAAACUUCUAUGAAGAGAGAGCACGCUACCUGCAAACAAUUGUCCAGCACCAUUUAGAACCAACGACAUUUGAAGAUUUUGCAGCACAGGUUUUUUCUCCAGCUCCCUACCAUCAUUUACCAUCUGAUGCCGUUGGCUCCUACCCAGAGAUUCUAUCCAGUGAAACUCCCACAGCAACGCAGGUAGACGGGGCUGACCUGGCCUCUCCAAUGUCUCCUCGAACUAGCAAAAGCCGCAUGUCCAUGAAGCUGCGUCGAUCCUCUGGUUCAGCCAAUAAAUCCUAAGGAGACAAGCAGCCCAGCAGUGUGAUCAGCAGUAACCACCUUAGCAUGAACAUAGUGUUAACCCUUUCAGGCCUUCGUGUUUGCCAUAACAUGCAUGUUUCUUCCUGAACAUUUAUUUUAGAAAACACUGGAUUUAAAUAAUUUGUAACUUAAUAUUUUAGAUUUGGGUUGUUUAUUCAGUUGUUUUUUUCCCCCCCAACACUCUAAGCUGCCAUAUUUUUGGGGGGUGGAGUUUUAUUCUAUACCCUUUACCUUCCUGGAUAAUUAUGUCUAAGCAGUUUCACUUUUAAUUUCAUGAUUAACUUUGAGCCAAACUAUAAUUGGACAGAUAGUCUCAUUAUUUUAUUUAUCGUGCCCCAUUGCAACUUUAUGGCUCAGUAAAUGUAUAAUUUUUUUACAAAUAUAAAUUUUUAAAUUUAAGCAUUUGUAAAGUUAUAGCAAAAGUUGCAAAUCUUAAUACACAGGAUGUGUAUGGAUUAUUUAUGUUAUGAAAAUAAAACACUUAAAAUAAAUGGUCUUUUAGCAUCUCAAAUUCCAGCUGACAUAAUUUUAGCAUUAACUUUUUCUUCCCAAAGCAAUGCCUCAUUUCUUGGCUGUGCAGAGGAUGCCAUGAUAUAUCUCAUAACCAGAAAAAUCACUGUGCUGAACUUUGAUUUGUGUUUAGCUUCCAAAUAUUUUUCUAAUGUUUUGCUUUUUAAAUGGUAUCAGUGUUAAAUGCCAUUUUUGUUUUGAUAUUGUGGCCCUGUAUUAUUGGCUCCUGGAUCCUGGUAUAUCUGUGUUCUUUCCUGAGUACCAAAAAGAGGGUAAUUGGGGGGAUGGAGAGAAAGAAAAAAAAAAAAGAAAAAACUUUUCUGAUAUAAAUGUGUUGCUUAAAUUAUGUGUAAUUUAAAAGAAAAGGGAACAUGACCCAGGAGUCUAAAUUAAAUCUAAUAUUAUUAAUAAUACUGAACUUGCUGAUGCAGGUUGGUAUUCAUUCCACCCUCCAGAAAUAUUUUCCUACAGUAAAUAAGCUGCUCACAUUUUGUCCAUAUUUUGUUCUGAACGGGCAUCUCCUAAGGAAAUGUAGCAUGACAUCAGUACUAACUGCAUGUGUAAAUACAUCAUACGGGCAAACUCUAAAAAUAUAAAUUAUGUAUCAUCAUUCAUGUAGUAUCUACAAAUUUGUAACAGUGAAAGAAAAAAUAUGGUAUUUAAUAAGACAAUAAAAAUAUUCUUAUCACUU